GGAAACGAGACCUUCAAAGUAAUCGGCCGUUUCCUCCUCCCGGUACCGGGACCUGUCCAGCAGCUCGCUUGCUUAUGUGCUUACUAUGAUUUAUUUACACAUGUUGGGUCUAACCGAAUCCGAACCUGGCCCGGAAACGCUGCCGCUCGCGGUUCAUUGCUGCUGAUUUUGAUGGUUUGACCGGAAACAGCUUGUUCCGGUGAGCAGCUUGACGGUGGUCCAGAGAAAGACGAGAGGAUGUGACUGAACCACCCCGAAAUCGACGCUGUUUGUGCGGGUUUCUUCUGGGCUUUUUACCGUUCGGAUGGAGCUCGGUGGGACCUGAGAGCCCCGGAGAUGAUCCACCGACAGCUCCUCCUAUGCCAGGUUUUUCUCUGCUUUGGGUUCUCUGGUCAUUAUGCUGAUGCAGCUCUGUAGUAUUAAGAACUUGUACCAGAACCGGCUCCUGAGCCUGGCUGCUAUGGCCUCCCCGACCCGUACUGGCCAGUCUCGCCAGCGUUGCAAGGAUGCAGCGCGUCACAGCUUCAGCCCUGAGACCUACGCUGUCAACGGUCUGAACCAGGAUGCCUUCAUGCUGGGAUUAGCGCGCUCCACUAGCGACACCGACCUGGUCUCCCCAGAUGCUCGCUCCACGCUCACGGUCAGCUCCGCCCACUACACCAUCGGCCAGCCUGAAGACCUGGUCAUCACGUGGGACAUCAAGGAGGAGGUGGAUGCUGGAGACUGGAUUGGAAUGUAUCUCAUUGAUGAGGAUUUGUCUGAAAACUUUUUGGACUACAAGAACCGAGGCAUCAGUGGAUCUCAUAAAGGGCAGAUCUUUUGGAAAAUAGAUUCUGGAUCCCACUUCAGUAAAUCUGAGACCCAGGUGUGCUUCAGGUAUUACCACGGUGUCACUGGAGUUCUGAGAGCCACUACUCCCAGUGUGACCAUCAAGAAGGGCUGUGCAGCGGCACUGAAGCCAGUGGUGAGCUCAGAGGUAAACCAUGCACUCGGCAACAGGAGGCUCAUUAACUUCUCCCUGGCAGACCUGCAGGCUGUUGGACUGAAGAAGGGAAUGUUCUUCAAUCCUGAUCCAUAUCUGAAACUCUCCAUCCAGCCAGGGAAACACAGCAUCUUCCCUUCGCUGCCGCACCACGGCCAGGAAAAACGCUCCAGGGUGGUGUGUAACACAGUCAAUCCUCAGUGGGGCACUGAGAGGUUUAACUUUGUGUCUUUGCCCACCGACGUUCUGGAGAUUGAGGUGAAGGACAAGUUUGCCAAGAGUCGGCCCAUCAUCAAGCGUUUCCUGGGAAAGCUGUCUGUUCCUGUUCAAAGACUGCUAGAAAAACAUGCCAUUGGAAAUCGGGUUGUGAGUUAUUCUCUGGGUCGCAGGUUACCAACAGAUCAUGUUUGUGGCCAGCUGCUGUUCUGCUUUGAGUUGACCUCUUCUAUUCACCCAGAUGAUGAGGAGGUUUCUCUUGUCAUGGAGCCUCCCUGCCCUGUAGAAGGGAAUCUAGUAGAAGUCAACCAUGUUGUUGCUGCACCUGACGAUGAUACACUGAGCAUGGGCCCCGACAUGCCUGACCUCCCCCUAGAUUGCCCUCCCCAGACUGAGAGCCCCACACACCAGGACGUACCACCUGCUGAACGGGAGGAAGACGAGGGGUCUCCACAAAUGGAGCAGAGAGCUGUGGAGGAGGAGGAGGAGGAGGAGGAGAGCACAGUAAGAGACAAACUCCUUACAUCUCCGCCUGACGUGGAGAGGGUCGAGGAGGUCUUCACCAAACAGCAGGAGGAGAUGCAGCGAGAAACAGCAGAGGAGGAACAGACGGUGGAGAUGGAUGGACAAACUGGGGGAGAGGUGGUUGUAGAUGGGAGAGAGGCAGUGAAUGAAACGCAGGGCCAGGCAGACUCUCAGCCUCCCGUGAAAGCAGAAAUGCACGAUGGUGCUUCUGCUGCUGCUCUGGAGGUUCCUACUGAGAACUCCAUAGGUCAGCCUCCCCCCCAGAAGGCAGCAGAGGCAGGAGAAACCAGCUGUGCUCCAUGCUCCUGCCAGUCUCUCUUUUUAGACUACAAAGCCCGAGCUCCUUCCCGACGUAGAAAUCGCCCCUGCUCCCUCCCAGUGUCAGAGCUGGAGACUGUAAUCGCGUCAGCCUGCGGCGAGCCGGAAACACCGAGAUCCCACUACAUCCGAAUCCACCACCUCCUUCAUAGCCUCCCCUCAGCCAGAGCUCCCAGCCAGGAAGACGAGCCAACGGGAGAUGGAGAAAUGACUAGCAGCACUGUGAACUGUGACGCAACAUCACCACGCAAGACCUCAAAAGAAGAGGAGGACGGGCAGGAGGAGGAGGAAGAGGAAGAGGAGGACACAACCCAGUCUCCAUCUCAGGUACCAGAGUGUCCCGGGCCCUGCUGCAGGCGCUCUCUGCCACGCAGUCUCUCCAUCGAGCGCCUGUCUGAGCUCAACCAGCUCCUGGAGGGUGACGGAGGAAGAUCGAGUUACGCAGCAGUGAGGAGGAUAUCUCCGUCUGGUCUGGAGAACGAGGAGGGGGAUUCUAGUAAUGGAGGAGGAAGGAGAGUUUGUGAAGGCACCCACAAGCCUCAAGGUGAACACGAGUGUGAGUUCUGUGACACUUCUUGCUACAGCACCUCCUGCUACAGCACCUCCUGCUACAGCACCUCCUGCUACAGCAACUCAGGCUAUGAGGGAAGGGGACGCUUUUGCAGCCAUAACCGCCUCUCUUCAGUGGACAGCAAUCGACUUUCAGGCAGCACCGUGUUCUCCUCUCAGGAUGAAGAUGAGGAUGAGGAGAGCGCCUUUGAGUCUGUACCGGACACUGUCCAGCCUGAGGGCCAGGAUGCAGGAGGAGACAGUAGGACAGGCAGAGGGAGAGAGACCAGGAGAGGAGAGCAGGAGGAGCCAGCCGAGGCUGGGCCGAGUGACAAAAGCAGCAUGGGCUCAGGCUUCUCCCCUCCUGUUGGCCAUGCUCCAGUUCUGCGACCCAGCCAUGACCCAAAUCAUUUUCCUGCUGCCACUGACCAAGCCUUACCUCCAAACUGGGAAGCUCGUAUCGACAGCCAUGGCAGAGUUUUCUACGUGGACCAUGUCAAUCGGACAACUACCUGGCAGAGGCCAAGUCACAGUGGCAAGUGUAGCCAUGGCAUCCCACGCUCAGGCUCAAUGCAGCAGAUGGAGCAGCUCAACAGAAGGUACCAGAGCAUCCAGAGGACCAUGGCUACAGAGGAGGAUGGGGGAGGGCAUGGCUCAGACAGUGACCCUGAGCCUACCCACUCAGGGCCCGCCUCCCCUGUCAAUCACCAAAAGGUCACCAAUCUUCUCCAGUCACCUGCUGUCAAGUUCAUCACACACCCAGAAUUUUUCACUGUGUUGCACAGCAACUAUGCAGCCUACCGCAUGUUCACCAGCAGCAGUUGUGUGAAGCACAUGAUCUUGAAAGUGCGUCGUGAUGCCAGGAACUUUGAACGCUACCAACAUAACAGAGAUCUGGUCAUUUUUCUCAAUAAGUUUGCAGACACACAGUUGGAGCUGCCCAGAGGCUGGGAAAUUAAAACGGAUCCUCAGGGAAAGUCUUUUUUUGUAGAUCACAAUAGUCGAGCCACGACCUUUAUCGACCCUCGGAUUCCGCUGCAGAAUGGCCGGCUUCCCGGCCACCUGGCCCACCGCCAGCAUCUGCAGAGGCUACGCAGCUACAGCGCUGGGGAGGCCUCCGAAGUAUCCAGGAGUCGGGGAGCUUCUCUAUUGGCUCGACCUGGAAACAGCCUCGUGGCAGCCAUUCGAAGCCAGUAUCACACUGACCCACAGCAGCUUACUGCUCUGUCCUAUAAUGACAAGAUUGUGGGGUUUUUGAGGCAGCCCAACAUAUUUGACAUGUUGCUGGAACGGCAGCCCAGCUUGAGCAAAAACCACAAUCUGAGAGAGAAAAUUCACUACAUUCGGACUGAAGGUACUCAAGGAGUGGAGAAGCUGUCAUGUGAUGCAGACCUGGUCAUCCUGUUAAGCUUGUUUGAAGAGGAAAUCAUGUCUUACAUUCCUCUUCACCCCAUUCACCCGUGCUUCAGCUUCUCUCCCCGCUGCUCGCCGGCCUCAUCACCACAGAACUCUCCUGGCCUGCAGAGAGCCAGGGCACCGGCACCUUACCGCAGAGACUUUGAAGCCAAGCUGAGAAACUUCUACAGAAAAUUAGAAGCUAAGGGAUAUGGCCAGGGUCCUGGCAAGAUCAAACUGCUAAUCAGGAGAGAACAUCUGCUGGAGGGAACCUUCAACCAGGUGAUGGCAUAUUCUCGCAAAGAGCUGCAGAGGAACAAACUUUACAUCACUUUUCUCGGGGAGGAAGGGUUAGAUUACAGUGGUCCAUCCAGGGAGUUCUUCUUCCUACUGUCCCAGGAGCUCUUUAAUCCCUACUAUGGUCUCUUUGAAUACUCUGCAAACGACACAUACACUGUUCAGAUCAGCCCCAUGUCCGCAUUUGUUGAAAACCAUCUGGAAUGGUUCCGGUUCAGUGGUCGUAUUCUAGGACUGGCUCUGAUUCACCAGUACUUACUGGAUGCCUUCUUCACUAGACCUUUCUACAAGGCGCUGCUCAGGCUGUCAACGGACCUGUCUGAUCUGGAGUACCUGGAUGAAGAGUUCCAUCAGUCUCUACAGUGGAUGAAAGACAACGACAUCACCGACAUACUGGACCUCACCUUCACUGUGAAUGAGGAGGUCUUUGGCCAGGUGACAGAGCGGGAGCUGAAGUCAGGAGGUUCCCACCUUCAGGUGACAGAGAAGAACAAGAAGGAUUACAUUGAGCGAAUGGCUAAAUGGAGAGUGGAGAGAGGGGUGGUGCAGCAGACGGAGGCGCUGGUCAGAGGCUUCUACGAGGUGGUGGACUCCAGGCUGGUGUCGGUGUUUGAUGCACGGGAACUGGAGCUGGUAAUUGCUGGGACAGUAGAGAUUGAUCUCAUAGACUGGAGGAGCAACACAGAAUACAGAGGAGGUUACCACGAUGGCCACAUAGUGAUGCGCUGGUUUUGGGCAGCUGUGGAGAGGUUCACCAACGAGCAGCGUCUUCGUCUGCUACAGUUUGUCACUGGGACAUCCAGCGUUCCUUAUGAAGGUUUCGCAGCCCUGCGGGGGUCUAAUGGCCUUAGACGCUUCUGCAUUGAGAAAUGGGGCAAAGUCACAUCACUACCCAGGGCUCACACCUGUUUUAACCGCCUUGACCUGCCUCCAUACCCGUCAUACACCAUGUUGUAUGACAAGUUGCUGAUCGCUGUGGAGGAAACCAGUACCUUCGGCCUGGAGUGAGAGACAAACCAAACCCCUCUCUGCAGCCCGCUGACUGGGCCUGAAGGUGGAAGGAAAGUAGCCUCGGUUGGCUCGGUAGUUCAUCAAGAUGUGUGAAGACUACUGGUCCCAUUCUGGCAAUCCAGUCAGUUACUGUUCAGGUUUCAGUGCCAGUCCCUCACUUAGCUAUAAGUCCCUAAUAAAGCACCCAGAUGGUACAGCAUCAGGAAAACAGAUGUUUGACAUUCCUGAUAGAAUGUGUGAAGCACUCUGUUGGCUGUUUGUAACAGAUCCAGGAUUAAAAUGAAAGUUUAGUGAAUUGACCUCCUAUUUCCAUACUCAAAGCUCUAAGAGAUGAGGUUAGAUCAUCUCACUGAUAGUUUUAACUGUCAACAAACACAGUAUAUGUCCAGAAAUUAAAUAAGAGAUUAAAAAGAUUAUUUCUACUGAAAACCUGCACACAAUUUUAUUUAUUGAAGAGGAGAAAUAGGAAAAUAUCCCAGAUUAGGGAUUUUCACAAGCUAAUAUUUUAUAUGAAAUCCAAUUUAAAUGCUUGAAUAGACAAAAUUCUCAGGUGGACUGAAGUCCAUUAUUUCAAUUGCCACAUGCGGUGGAAUAGUGAGAUGUAUUUAAUCAUUUAACCCAGAAAGACUCACGUGUGUUUGGGUGAUUGAUUCAAUCAAAUUAGAGGCAACAGUUCAUCACCAUAAACACAAGUAGAGUAGAGACCAGACUUAUGAGCCCAGAAAACAAAGAACUUACCAUUCCGCAUAGAACAGAUCUCCAGGAUCAGGCCAGGACACAACCUAAUCCAAGUCCUGAAGAGUCUCUGGUUCUGCUUUCCGUAUUUAAACGAUAAAUAAUAAAUUACCAGGGGCCUCCUUUAUAAAGCUUGCUCAUGCACAAAGGUCUGAAAACUGCACAGGUGACUUUCAAUCAAUCAAAGCUUUAUUUAUAAGGCGCCUUCCGCAACCCUAUCGGGAAGCCCAAGGCGCUGAACAUGGUACAAGAGAAAGUUAAAUAUGGUGAAUAAAUCGAAAAUAAAAGCAAUUCAAAUUACAAAUUACAAAAAAAGGUAAAACAUUCUAGUAGAAGACAAAUGGGUAAAACAAGGGAUAGAGUGAACCAAUGAAAACAGGGAAAUAAAAUCAACAUACAAGAGGGCCAAAUUCAAACACAUUCAGGAAACGCCAAGCGGAGGAGUUGGGUUUUUAGGUGACUCUUUCAACGCAAAUCUUUAAAAAAAAAACGUAAUGGGAAAAUGUGGCAACUUUAAACAAACUUUGGACCUUGUGUAAGAACAUUUAAGAGAUUUAUAGACCCUCACACACACACGCACACACACACACACACGCACAAAAUCAACAAGCCCCCUAAUAAAAUGAUAUCUGUAAUUAAAAUAUAUUGUUCUUACAAUAUCUUGUUAUUUAUAUUACAUUUAUGUGUCUUCAAGUUACUUGGUGCAUUAGUUGUGUGGCGUGCGACAGCAUGCCUAGUGUGAGUCAAGCUAUAAUUUAAAACUGUGCACCGAAGCAAACCGGGGCGCAGGUGAACCCGCACCUGGUGUGUUCCAGGCAUUAGGCUCCGUCGGACCACUUCCUCUUUACGUCGGCUGUGAUUGCGCCGCUGCAACAGGACAGCAAUAAAACAUUUCCGUGCCCAAGUCACGCCACAGAGCCUCAAUUUUCAUCAUGGUCGACAUGGUAACCUGAAACCUCCAAUAAGCAGGUUCAGAAUCUUCAUAAUGCAGUUUGCAUGUAGUGGCUGUGCAGGAUGCGGAGACACCUGAGCACAUUUCUAGGACAGGUGAGGCUUCUAAAGCAGGAACUGCUGCAGCCGAGCGUGAGCUGUGUUUUAUAGGCUGGGAGGGUAGUUUGCUUUUUCUGAGCUUACGUUGUUAGGUAUUUUCAUUUUCCCAUCCAGGGUUACCUGAGGGAAAGUUCAACACGCAGGCGUGAUAUUACUAAGCCGAUCGAUUAACCCACACCAAUCUUUACCAAUAAACUAUUUAGACCAGGGGUGUCAAAAUCAUUUUAGCUCAGGGGCCACAUUGAGGGAAAUCUAGUCCCAAGUGGGCCGGACCGGUAAAUAAAAUAAAAAAAACUUCUGAUUGUUUUCUUUGUUUUAAUACAAUCAAUAUAAAACAAGGCUGGAGCCUGAGGACAGUGUAGUACAAGUACAACACCUGAAGUGUACUUGAAAAUUUGAAAAAAAAAAAAAAAAUCAAUCAAUAAAAAAAACAUUCCUUAGUAAUUCAAAGAGCUUACAGAUCA
Nothobranchius furzeri (turquoise killifish) is the source of this 7542-nucleotide messenger RNA. RefSeq names its product E3 ubiquitin-protein ligase HECW1. Gene Ontology annotation, molecular function: protein binding; ubiquitin protein ligase activity. The record is from RefSeq and is a predicted model, not a curated record. NCBI's taxonomy places the organism in Eukaryota, Metazoa, Chordata, Actinopteri, Cyprinodontiformes, Nothobranchiidae. Gene Ontology annotation, cellular component: cytoplasm. Gene Ontology annotation, biological process: protein polyubiquitination; regulation of dendrite morphogenesis.